UUGAUGUCGGGAGUCCUCGCCUUGUCUUGGGCUCAAAUGAGCUGUUUGCUGUAGUAGGGAAACAUUAGUCCUCUACCAGCCAGCCGGGGGACGCCACAGUUCAACUUUUUUUGUUGCAUGUGGUGGGGGUUUCUGCACUUUUUGGAGGCGCCGUACACUGAGGAGAUUUAACCGUAAAAAAAGUCUUUCUUUUUCUUUAUUUCUACUUUUUUUUUCUUCCCUUUUUUUUUGGUGACAUACACAAUUUUUUUUGAAAAGUGUGUUAAUAUCGCUGGUGGGGGGGAGAAGUCGACAUGCCUCAGCUCAGUAGCGGCGGAGGGGACGACCUGGGAGCGAAUGAUGAGAUGAUAGCGUUCAAAGACGAAGGAGAGCAAGAGGAGAAAAUCCAAGAAAAUGCGUUUACGGAGAGAGACCUGGCCGACCUCAAGUCCUCUCUGGUGAACGAGUCGGAAAUAAAUCAAAGUCCGAACGCAGCGGCGGUCAGACGGGGACAGCAAGGCGAGCAGAGGGGCUUCCCAGAGAAACACCGGGAGCAUCUCGAUGGUGUGUCGAAGCAGGAUGGAGGCAUGUACAAGACGCCGGCGUACCCGGGGUAUCCGUUCCUGAUGCUGCCCGACCCCUACCUCCCCAACAGCUCGGUUUCACCAUCUUCCAACAAAGUGUCGGUGGUCCAGCAGUCUCACGGGAUGCACCCGCUGACGUCCCUCCUCCCCUACAGCAACGAGCACUUCAGCCCGAGUCCUCCACACCUGCCCACAGACAUGAGCCAGAAGACAGGCGUUCACAGGCAUCAGUCCCAGGACCUCUCAGGGUACUACUCCCUCCCUCCAGGCAGCGUCGGCCAGAUCACUCCAUCCAUGGGCUGGCAGAGCCAGCCAGUCUAUCCUGCCCUGUCCUCCUGUGGAUUCAGGCAGCCCUACUCCUCCAACCUCCCCAGCGCCUCCUCCUACUCCAGGUUCCCUCACUCUCUGAUGCUGGGCCCCUCAGGCAUGCAUCCAACAGGGAUCCCCCACCCAGCAAUAGUGCCCCCUUCAGGCAAACAGGAGCAUGACCAGUAUGACAGGGGCAUGUACGUGAAGCCGCAGGUGGAAGCCAAGCGGGAGAAGGAGCCCAAGAAGCCGGUCAUCAAGAAACCCCUGAACGCCUUCAUGCUCUACAUGAAGGAGAUGAGGGCGAAGGUCAUCGCAGAGUGCACGUUAAAGGAGAGCGCCGCCAUCAACCAGAUUCUGGGACGGAGGUGGCACGCACUGACCCGAGAGGAACAGGCCAAGUACUACGAGUUGGCCCGGAAAGAGAGACAACUCCACAUGCAGCUCUACCCGACCUGGUCUGCCCGCGACAACUACGAGGCGGGCCUUAGCGGGGUCGCAGGGGAAAAGAGUAAAGCUGAUUGGGGCAAGAAGAAGAGAAGAAAAAGGGAGAAGCAGCAGGACUCCAACACAGACCCGGGCUCUCCUAAGAAAUGCCGGGCUCGCUUCGGCCUCAACCAACAAACGGACUGGUGCGGUCCCUGCAGGAGGAAAAAGAAGUGCAUUCGCUACCUUCAAGGAGGAGGCUGCCCCAGCCCAACUUCUUCAGAUUUAAGUGCUAUUGACUCUCCCCCAUCCCCUUCCCCAGCCCACCACCGUCUGUACCAGCACCAGCGCCCCCUCUCCCCGGUCUGCUCCCCGCUGCCCACCUCCCCGUCAACACGCCUCCCCUUGUCUCCGCCAACGCACACACGCUUACCCCUGGAGCAAUCCGCUGGCAAGCACAGCGACCUCCAUCAGACCGCAAGCAAACACACCCACACACACCUGGAACUGUCCGGCAAGCAGACACACAGCUCGACAACGGCGCUGUCGGCCGCCAAGGCUGCAGGACUUUCUCUCAAAGUGCUUACAGAGACUCAGUGAUCACGCAGGUCCACUCGACAUCCCUGACCCCUGUUCACCUCAGCUUCCUGCAGAGCCAUUAAGAUCAUCUUCCUCACAUGUCUUCAUUCUCACAUUCAUCUACACCCUGUGGUCCUUUUGUCUGAUUACAAACACAGGUGUGACGGAGAGUGGCAGGGUGGUGUAGUGAAGGUGACAGCGAGCAUCCACCCUACUGGACUGUCCCAGAGGAAGAUAGUAGCUGUGUCUCAGUUCAGAGACUGGAUCCUCUAAAGUUUGUGUUAAUCUAGACCAAAUACAUCAUGAUUAGGUCAACAAGGCCUCUUCUUUCUGCUCUGCAACGGUCACUUCUUAAAUUAAAUAUUUAGGCAAUCCUCGUCAAUUUAAAGUCUGAAAACAUGAUUAUUUUCUCUAUUAAUCGGUUGGUCUAUGAAAUAUCAAUCACUGUUUCCCAAAGUGACGUCCUCAAAUGUCUUGUUUUGUCUUGAGCAACAAUCCAUAAUCAAAGAUAAAGAUAUUGUGUUUAUUGUCAUUUUUAAUCAUCAUUGCAGUUCUACAGACAACUUCCUGGUAAGGAACGUGGAAAUAAUUGAUUUUAGAAAUUGACGAGGAGCACCUGAAUGCAGCAGAGUAUGUAGUGCCUGUGAGGCUCAGCUGUCUCAUUUACAAGAGGAAGGUUCUGGUUUAAUCUGGCCUGCAGCUCCACUAAAGGAUCCAGCCCCUGAAAUUAGUGACCGAAACCUGGAAAGCUCCAGACCACACAGAGUUCUGGUUACACAGAGGCAGAAGAGAAUAAAUCUGGUUCUUUAGCUCCAUCUGCUGCAAUUAAACUCAGUGUUUAUUUCUGCCUCUGAGAAAUCAUUUGACAUAUAUAUAAAAAAAAAAACUUCUUCCGCUCCUGCUUCUUUUGUGCAGCUUACCUUGUGCUUUCAGCUCCACGACAAUCAAAAUGUUUUGCAAAUGAGCUCUGUGUUAGAUGAGCUAAAAGCUAAAAAAAAAUAUUGCCAUGCAGAGAUAAACUUCUAAAGAGACUCUUUUUCAAAUGUCAGUGUUGUUACAUAUUCACUUUUCACCAAAUGUUAGGGGUCCAUAAUAACAAAGACCAUGCUCUUCCUUCUUCAACAGCUAUCACUUUGAUAUACAUUGUCCAAGCGUCCAUUACUGUCACUCAGACCAAGCCGUUAAACCCAUUAAGAGGGGAGCAGAGACCAACAAGCAGCCAGCCCAACCAGCAGAACAUCAGCUCUGCUUCGUUCCAUUUUUACACAUUUUUAUAUCUACCUGUGCAGCUCCUUUCACAAUAAAAUACAAAAACAUUUACAGCCAGGGAAAAAAAAAGUCUCAGCAUUAUAGGACAGUGUAUUUCCAAUUUCAAGUUACAUUCUUUUAGGCACUUUCAGGCUGUCGAGUCUCUCGCUAUAUCAACCGUUACAUGUUUAUUGCAUUUCCUCCUCAUUUUUGGUAUUUUUGUAUGAAUCUCAUGAUUUUUUUUUUUUAAGGUCAGAUGUUUUGCUGGUGGGGAAACCCUCAAGAGAGAGAGAUGAGGGAUUCUUCUUGAAGUCUCUUGGCUGUUUUCCUUUGACUGAACGUUUUGCAGCUCUGUAAACUAAUCUGAGACCAAAUGGGUACUAUUAUAUAACAUUGUGUUGUAAAGUUUUAUAAAUGUUGGAAUUCCCUAUUAUAAUUAAACUUUUAUAUGUUUUUAUGUAAAAAAAAAAA
Molecule: messenger RNA, 3593 nt
Organism: Scomber japonicus (chub mackerel)
Lineage: Eukaryota; Metazoa; Chordata; Actinopteri; Scombriformes; Scombridae
Gene: tcf7
Product: transcription factor 7
Exons: 13
Coding region: 294-1895 (533 amino acids)
Biological process (GO): regulation of transcription by RNA polymerase II; canonical Wnt signaling pathway
Cellular component (GO): beta-catenin-TCF complex
Molecular function (GO): RNA polymerase II cis-regulatory region sequence-specific DNA binding; DNA-binding transcription factor activity, RNA polymerase II-specific
Source: RefSeq, a predicted model, not a curated record